Messenger RNA from Orbicella faveolata, 3398 nucleotides. Its product is annotated as kelch-like protein 18. Lineage: Eukaryota; Metazoa; Cnidaria; Anthozoa; Scleractinia; Merulinidae. The record is from RefSeq and is a predicted model, not a curated record.
CGUAGCUCCUGUUUAAUUCUGAAAAUAAAGCGCUAUUAUGGAUCGCCAAUGUCAGCCGACACUUCAAAUUGACAUUCGUGAAAAUAGUUAACUAUGGCCUGAUUUACAUAACAAUGUUUUCAACAAAGAGCAUAUGGCGCCUUUGGCCUAAAAGAAUUAACAUUGUGGCUUUGGUAAAUUGCCCAACAUGUUAGAUGAAAGUUGACCAUUUCGCUUGUUACGACCAAAACACGCAAAGAAACAACAGAUGAAAAUUAUGAAAAGUCUUCCGCAGUAUAGAAACUCAAAAAUGUGAAUAAAAUAUGCGAGAACUUCACUGGCUCUACCGCUGACUCAAUGUUGGCUAAUUUGGCGGCUAGUGUAACGUCCGUUAAAACGAGUAGACCUGGGAACGAGAAUGCUUCCGGGAAGUGGAAAACAUUAAAGAUUGAUGACAUCGAUCGCGUUCGACGUGUUUCGGCGAAUUUCGAAAACCUCACCGCCCACAGCUAUGGAUUCGCAAAGAAAACAUCGACAGCAACAGAAGAUGCUUCACACAUUGAAUUCGUUUCGAAAGUCUCAAACAUUUUGCGAUGUGUUUCUCGUUGUCGACAAUUCUCGACUACCCGCUCACAAAGUUGUACUCGCUGCGAGCAGUCCUUACUUCAAAGCUUCUUUUACGAGCGAGUUGCCGGGAGGAAAAUCGGGCAACGAAUUCCCAGUUGAUAUACCGGCGUUUCUUCCAGACAUUGAAAGCAUCGAGGAACUUUUGAACUAUGUUUACACCGGGGAGGUUGAAAUUUCCGAAGAGAAUGCCAAGAAACUGUUCGUUGUCGCCGAUUUUUACGAUAUUCUGAGCCUGAGAGAGGCUUGUGCUGAGUUUUUGCUGAUCAAUCUGAAGCCUUCAAACUGCUUGGCGAUUCAGAUCUUUGCCGAGAGAUACUGCCAAUCAUUACAUGAAGCCGCUUCGGAAUAUAUUUGCAACCAUCUUGGAGACAUUUGGAAAACAGAGGAGUUUUUGUCUUCGGAUUUCGAGGAUGUAACAGAGCUAAUUUGUAGCGAAAGACUUGAUGUUAAAAUGCAAAGAAACGAAAAGGAAGUUUUCGACGGAAUAAGGUCAUGGGUACAGCAUGAUCCUGAAACAAGACAGCAUUGCUUCCCGGAACUUUUCAGCCAUCUUCGCUUGUCGGCCAUGUCACUCCAAUUCAUCACGGAAGUCAUUGACCGUGACGCGUUCGUCACGCGAAAUCACGUCUGCGAAGGUCGGGUCACAGCAGAACUUGACGCACGAGGUGUCACGGAGGGUAUUGUGUUAUUGAACGAAAAUGGAUCCGCUUCUUGUUACAUUCCGACGAAAGAAGCCUGGUUUGAUUUGUCUAGAUCGCCGAGCUUCAACAAGGUAAGGGCAGUGACUGUCUGUGAAGGCAAACUGUACACCAUUGGCUGGUAUGAUGACCGUUUAACGAUUGAUAGAUUUGACCCUCAGGACAACAUUUGGUCGACAGUGCUAUGGAGGAUUUCCAACCUUCCUUUGGCGGCCGUGACGAUGGGAGACUGCAUAUACCUCUUUAAGGAAAAUGGCUUCACGCGUUACAAGCCAGUGGACAAUUCCUGGCAAGAUAUGGCCCCGAUGCGCUCAACGCGAAGGGGCUUAUGCGCGUUGUCGUUGAACGCGCUCAUUUACGCGAUCGGGGGCCACGAAGGACAGCAGGGGCUCAAUAGCGUCGAGAAAUAUGACCCAAGCAACGACCAAUGGGAAUACGUUGCAUCUAUGUACGAGAAGCGUUGCUCUGCAAGUGCGACUGUCAUGGACAAUAAAAUCCUUGUGGUGGGAGGUGAGGGUCAUUGUGUACCGCUUCGGACUUCUGAGGUCUACGACCCCACAGCAAAUGCGUGGAGCUUGCUCCAGGCCAAAUUAUGUGUUUUUCGUUCUAAGGCGGCCAUCACAAGCACAAGGAGGAAGAUCUUUGUGUUCGGUGGAGCUUACAGCAAUGGGAUUGUAGAAUGUUACGACAAGGAUCAAGACGAAUGGACAGAAGUUGGGCAGUGUCCGUUCUUUGAUUACGCGUGUAGCACGUGGCUUCCAAAAAGCUCUGUUUACGCCACUGAAAGGCGUCCCGCAUUGUUGUGGCGCUGAACAGAGGAGAGCAAGAUGGACAUAGAGAUGCAUAAUUUUGAUCUCAUGAACCAACAUGUUUAUUCGUACAGGCUUACAACCCUCUGUUUGCUUGGAUGGUAUGCCAAACCCAGCUAUGAUACUUUGAUACUAUAAAACACUAUUCGAUAAAUUCCAGGAAGAUGUUAGCAACGUAAGAAAAGUUUGAUUCGCUCGCACUGAAAUUUAAUUAAGAAACGAUCCUGAUACGAUACUUAAUUUCUUCACAAAGUUGCUUUUAGUCAGUUUGUGUUCCACACCAUAACAUCUCUGCCAUGAUUUAUUAUCACAUAUGUAUACAGUACACCGUUCAUGUUAAACUAACACAACAAAGCCCUUGUCGAGAAGAGACUCCCAGUCAAGAAUAUUUUGGAGACCGCUCCAACAUUCACUAUAGCCUUAUGUCCCAGCCGGGAUGAUAAGGAUGAGUGAGUGAGUGUCCAACAUUCAAGAGGUGGUCUUUGAUAACUCUCUGAGAUACGCUGGUAGCAGAAGCUUUCUGGCAAACUCCCACAGAUCAGUCCUCUCAGAAGCAUUGCUUGACUUCCUAUCGGAGAAAUGACCGAAACUCAGGAUUGGCUGACUUCUCCCUGGGUGAAUUCUUUUCAUUAUAUAUCUAGCUCCGUGAGCAGGCAAGAUAAAUCAAAUCCUGCACUGUGAUUGGCUACCCGAGCGGGCAGGAUGGAGCUAUCUUCUUCGCUCGGGACUACCUACCCCGCGUCCCGCAAAAAAAUUUCCCCGAAAGCCAUAUAAUAAAUCCUUUAUUGACCAAGCUUGUUCGGUCAAGAUGGCUGGAUAUUGGCCUCGUUCUUUUUUUGCGAUUUUAUGGACCUCGACUCCGUCGGGUUUUUUUUCUGUAAAUCCUCUGAUUCCUUGGAACAUGCAUUUCUGGAGUGUCCUGCUGGCCUAAACUUCUUUCAAAAAGUUCUUGCAUGGUUCAAUAAUGAGCACAGAGUUAACUUAAAACCAUCUAAAAUACAGCUACUAUUUAAGGACUAUGAUCUUCCCCCAAAUACAAGCCCAAACCUAACACGGAAGUUUGGGAUUUUAGUUGUGCAAACUCAAAAAUAUUAUUAUUCUAGCAAAAUGUUGGAAAAAACUUUCAAUUUUCUUGAAUUGAAGUCAGCGCUAUCUUUGCAAUGGAAAGCUGAAAAAUGCGAGAGUUAAAUUAAUUUAAUUCAAUUUGCAAUAUAUAAUCAGUCUCAGUGGCAAAAUCAGUUAUUAGUGUUUUACUACUAUUGUUAGAAUAUGAAUGUAAGAAGCA